CCAAUAGAUCACCUUUCGUUUGAUUCAAAAUGGAUAGAAAACGUGUCAAUGGACCCGAACUUAGCGUUGUUCCAGUCGAAGAACACACAGAAGAGAAGCAGAUUCUUGAUUCGAAGGAAAGACGACUAGACGGUCGAGGAAUCGACGACAUUCGACCGAUAUUCAUGAAGUCUGGCCUGAUAAGCCAAGCAAAUGGAUCAACUUACAUGGAAUUUGGAAACGCAAAAGUUGUCUGUGCAGUCUAUGGACCACGACAAAUGAAAAAACCAUCAUUCACAGGAAAGGGUGUUCUGAACUGUGAGAUUAAAUUUGCUACAUUCUCAUGUAAAAAGCGACGAGCAUUUCAAAGGGACGCACAAGAGAAGGAAUUUUCUCAAAUUCUGGUACAAGCAUUGACACCUGCAGUUCGGCUAGACCUCUUACCUAAAUCAUCCAUUGAUGUAUAUGUAAAUGUGCUUGAGAACGACGGUACAAGUUCAACUUUAGCGGCGGCAAUAUCUGCAGCCAGUGUAGCAUUGGCUGAUGCUGGUAUAGAAAUGUACGAUCAAGUGGCAGCAUCAUCAAUUGCUUAUGUUCAAAACAAAAUACUGAUGGAUCCAUCAGCACUCGAAGAAGAGAGCGAAGACGGAUCAUUAGUUGUAUCAUAUAUGCCUUCUCUUAAUGAAAUCACCCAUAUUCUGCAAAAUGGAAAUACAGAAAGUGCCAUUGCUAAUAAGGCUGUCGAACAGUGCAUUGACGCAUGCUCUAAAAUAUACAGUGUCAUGUCCACAGUUCUGUUACAAUCGUUAGAUACAAGUGAUAAAUAAAUAUAAUUAGAAAAUCUGGCCAAAA
Molecule: messenger RNA, 831 nt
Organism: Umbelopsis ramanniana AG
Lineage: Eukaryota; Fungi; Mucoromycota; Umbelopsidomycetes; Umbelopsidales; Umbelopsidaceae
Exons: 6
Coding region: 30-806 (258 amino acids)
Biological process (GO): poly(A)-dependent snoRNA 3'-end processing; rRNA catabolic process; U4 snRNA 3'-end processing
Cellular component (GO): cytoplasmic exosome (RNase complex); nuclear exosome (RNase complex); nucleolus
Source: RefSeq, a predicted model, not a curated record